UGAAAGGUGGGACGGACGGAGCAUUAGUCGAAUUGAUAUGCCCUCUUAGUAAUCUUGCUAACGACUCUUACCACCGUAUGGCCUGGAAUAACGAACCAACUGAAAGAAAAUUCAACAGAGCAGCCAUCCGGUACAAUUGCUCCCUUCAACCGAUCAUUCCCAGAUUCCCACUUGGCAGAAUCAAACCGUCCACCGCCUGACCCGACUUUGCCAAUUGACGGCUCGCAAUGUGUCGGCGGUGGGUCCAAUUGCUGCUCCCGAUUCCGAUACGCGGGCGAUGAGAGAAUUUUGUCACUGACACGCAAUUAUUGCUCCCCACGAUAUCCACAUCCCAGCGACUUUUAUGGAGGUGCGACUGCGCGCCCAUGCGUCUCUCUCUCAGUGUCGUAGCUUUCUCUCUUAGAACUCUCCAAUUAAUGAUUGUCCCUGCAUUUGAUGGAGGCCCUUUAAAUAGGAACACGCCUGCACACAUUCUAGCUACAAAAGGGGAAGGAAGAGGGAGGGCUGGCCCUUGGGGAAGUCGUAAUCCAAGAGGAGGAGAGCUUGUCAUUGCUCUUGGGUACACAAGGAGAAGACUUGUGCACUCAAGAGGAGGGGGGUGAAUUUGUUGGAAUGGAGCACCAAGACGAUGUUCUCGGUGCUGGCCGUCCUAAGAAGGUGCUCUCCGAUGAUCAUUUGGCCGUUGAAAUCCCUGAGACUGCCCAUCAAAUCAGCCAGGAUUCAUGGUUUCAGGUGGGGUUUGUCCUCACGACUGGAAUAAACAGCGCUUAUGUGCUGGGAUAUUCUGGUACAGUCAUGCUUCCUUUAGGUUGGCUGGGUGGUGUACUAGGGUUGAUUUUAGCAACUGCUAUUUCGCUUUAUGCAAAUGCUCUUGUUGCCAAGCUCCACGAAUUUGGAGGAAAGAGGCAUAUCAGAUACAGAGACCUAGCAAGAGCUAUAUAUGGUCAGAAAGCUUAUUCGCUCACUUGGGGAUUGCAAUAUGUGAAUCUUUUCAUGAUCAAUGUUGGAUAUAUCAUUUUGGCUGGCCAGGCUCUGAAGGCUGUGUAUGUUCUUUACUCAGAUGACCACGUCAUGAAGCUGCCAUACUUUAUUGCGCUAGCGGGUUUAGGAUGUGGCCUUUUUGCCAUCAGUAUACCUCAUCUGUCAGCUUUAAGGAUUUGGCUGGGAUUUUCAACAUUAUUCAGCCUAAUAUAUAUUGUUGUUGUAUUUGCACUAGCUCUUAAAGACGGGAUUGAAGCUCCUCCCAGGGACUACAGCAUUGCCGGAACCAAAUCAAGCAGAUUUUUUACUACCGUUGGUGCAGUUGCAAACCUUGUUUUUGCAUUCAAUACUGGAAUGCUUCCAGAGAUACAGGCGACAGUGAGACAACCAGUUGUUUCAAACAUGAUGAAAGGUCUUUACUUUCAGUUCACAGUAGGUGUUUUGCCAAUGUAUGCUGUCACAUUUAUAGGAUAUUGGGCCUAUGGAUCCGACACACAGACAUAUUUGCUGAACAGUGUUAGUGGCCCUGCAUGGGUGAAGACGCUGGCCAAUAUUGCAGCUUUUCUUCAAACUGUCAUCGCCUUACAUAUAUUCGCAAGUCCAAUGUACGAAUACUUGGAUACAAAAUUUAACAUAAAAGGAAGUGCAUUGGCUUUUCGCAACUUGUCCUUCAGGAUUGGAGUACGAGGCGGUUACCUAGGGAUAACCACUUUCAUUGCAGCUUUGCUGCCAUUCCUGGGAGACUUUAUGAGCCUUACCGGGGCUUUCAGCACAUUCCCCCUAACUUUUAUACUUGCGAACCACAUGUACCUUGUAGCUAUGAAGAACAAGCUGACGUCCAUACAAAAGAGCUGGCAUUGGUUAAAUGUCUGUUUCUUUGGUCUCUUGGCUGUUUUAGCAGCAAUUUCUGCUUUACGGCUUAUUGCAGUAGACUCGAAAACAUACCAUAUAUUUGCAGAUCUAUGAUUUUUUAGGCAAUUCCAGAGGCAAAAUUAAUCCCACCUCUGUAUGUUUGUUGACAUUUCAGGUAUAGGAUGUGGCUUUUCUCAGAAUAAGAGGUGGUUUUUCUUUAUUGA
Molecule: messenger RNA, 2057 nt
Organism: Coffea eugenioides
Lineage: Eukaryota; Viridiplantae; Streptophyta; Magnoliopsida; Gentianales; Rubiaceae
Product: proline transporter 2-like
Exons: 8
Coding region: 613-1947 (444 amino acids)
Cellular component (GO): plasma membrane
Source: RefSeq, a predicted model, not a curated record